Eruca vesicaria subsp. sativa (arugula) is the source of this 1047-nucleotide messenger RNA. NCBI's taxonomy places the organism in Eukaryota, Viridiplantae, Streptophyta, Magnoliopsida, Brassicales, Brassicaceae. The record is from the annotation of a GenBank genome assembly.
GGAUGAGAUAAGAAUCGUUCAUUUAGAUCAGAGUGAUAAUUCGAUGGAUGAGUCGUUGGCUAAUCUACAGACGAGCCAUUUGCUUGGUUCAGUUCCCGCUGUGAUAAGCGACGACAAGAGAAGCACAAAUGUACAUAUAACAAGCGUAAACGAAGGCCCAUCUGCAAACUUUCCACCAUUCCAAGGAAACAACAAUUCAAAGGGUUAUCAAACUCUUGACACCCCAACAGAAAGACCUGAACAACAGACAUCAACAAACAACUGGAAGGGGUUCUUUAACGUCUACUCUUACGCCCAGUACUUCGAUGUGGACACUGAUGUUGUUGUCAACAGAUUGAUGAGCUCCUUGUAUCCCACUAGUGCUGAUUUUUUCAACAAGAUUGAUGCCAACCCUGAUAUGUAUGGACUUGUAUGGAUCUGCACUACGCUAGUGUUUGUGCUUUCUUCUCUCGGAAACUGUGCCACGUACCUAGUGAAGAAACGAACCGACAGUGAAGCACCUUGGGUCUUUGAUGUCAACUACAUAAACUUGGCAGCAUCUAUAAUCUAUGGCUACGCUAUUAUUGUGCCUCUGGCGUUUUACUUCUCACUCCGGUACAUGGGGUCCAGAGCUGAUCUUCUUAGAUUCUGGUGCCUCUGGGGAUACUCUCUCUUCAUUUUCAUUCCAACCUCUCUACCAUUGCUUAUUCCAGUGGAGUUUCUGAGAUGGGUGAUAAUACUCGCAGCUGGUAGUGCAUCUUCCUGCUUUGUUGCCCUUAAUCUACGGUCUUACCUUGAAGGGAGCAAUGAUUUGACGGUUGUAAUGGCUGCAGCAUUUGGUCUGCAAAUGGUUCUUUCAAUCUUCAUCAAACAUUGAGUACAGAGCACGUGAAGUAUAAAAGAGAAAGAAGGGAAAAUGUCACAUUAGAUGAAUGAUAAAAGGAGAACAUGUAUGUCUUUUGUCCAGUGUCGUCUUAGAAAAAUAUCUGCAAGAGCUUAACAACUCAAAUCACUUUCUCCAUGUGUAAUAAACCGUAAACACUCUGUUUCUUACUGCGCACGUUUCAU